Molecule: messenger RNA, 3273 nt
Organism: Austrofundulus limnaeus
Lineage: Eukaryota; Metazoa; Chordata; Actinopteri; Cyprinodontiformes; Rivulidae
Product: voltage-dependent calcium channel subunit alpha-2/delta-4
Cellular component (GO): voltage-gated calcium channel complex
Molecular function (GO): voltage-gated calcium channel activity
Source: RefSeq, a predicted model, not a curated record
GAUAGCGGGAGGAGGGGUUUAAUCCCGCCUGGAUUAUGGUAUAAAGUGGUGCAGGAGAGGAGGAGAAACUCUAGGGAGAGAGGGAGUACAAUUUGUUUAACAAUCCAUCCAUCCAACGUCCUUUCUGCAUAUUUUUUAUUUGUGUGUUUUUAAAACUGGGAGGACGUGAGGUCAACACGGGGAGCAAACUGCAGCAUUUCAUCUGGGAAUAUGUCUGAAAAGGAGUGAAUUUCUUUGAAGUUAAAAGACUUUUUUUAAUUUUUAUUUGACUUUUAUUUUUUAUUUUAUUUUAUUUUUAUAUAUUUUUUUGGAUUCAAGAUUUAAUUUUGUGAAAGAGAAGUGAAAAAUGUGGACAACAGAGUCCUAGAGGGGGACGUGUAGGAGGAUGGCAGGACGACCCGGUGACCUGUCGUGCACAGAUGUGACCUUUGAUAUCCAAGAGCAAAACCGUUCAUUUUUACRUUCAUUCAGUUUCUUUACCCGUUUUUUGUUUUCYGGGUUUUGGAGCAGCUGGUGCCUGCCUCCAGCAGUCACUGUGCGAGAGGUGGGGGGACACCCUGGACAAGUUGCAAAUCCAUCACAGAGACACGUAGAGAGGAUUCUGAGUCACUGACGAACCUAACAUGCAUGUCUUUGGUCUGCGGGAAGAAACCGAGUACCUGGAGAAAACCCACGUGUGCACGGAGCAAAAAAUGCAAUUUCCACAGAGAGAGGCCGGGAGGCGAACCUGUGACCUUCUCGCUAGUCAGCUCGCAACAAUCACUGGACUGAUGCAGGUCGCUGCAGCUGCACAGAUAAGCCGCUGGUGUGCGGGAAAAGGCGGGAAUGCCAUUAAAUCAGACAGAAGUGGGCCACACAGAAAGAGGCUGAUGAUGCUGAUGUGGAUUAUCCUCUCCAGCUCGCUGUGCCCCGUGGCGGAUGGGCAGAUGAAGAUCCCACCAGAAACUGUGCAGCAGUGGGCUGAGACUUUUGGAAAAGAGAUGGCCGCUCUGUCCUUCAGAUACUCUGGAGCUAAACUUUUACAAAAGAAAUACAAGGAUGUUGAAGGCUCAGUCAAAAUAGAGGAYAUGAACGGGGAAGUCCUGGUUAAGAAGUUUGCAGCAGAAAUGGAGGAGAUGCUCGGGAGGAAAAUGGAGUCCGUGAAGAGGAUCGCAGAAGCAGCAGAAGAUGCAGAUCUUUCCCACGAGUACAACGAAACACUAGAGUUCGAUUAUUAUAACUCCCUACUGAUCAACACUGUGGAUGAAGAGGGGAAUCCAGUUCCACUCGGUGGAGAAUUCCCCCUGGACAAAAACGAACAUUUCAACAAACUGCCAGUCAACAUCCAACAAAGCAACAUACAAGUUCCCACUAAUGUUUAUAAUCGAGAUCCAGAUAUUCUGAACGGGGUCUACAUGUCUGAGGCUCUGGAUGAUGUUUUUAUCGAGAACUCUCAGAAAGAUCCAACUCUCACCUGGCAGUAUUUUGGCAGCUCCACGGGCUUCUUCAGGCUCUACCCAGGAAUUCAAUGGAUUCCAGAUGAAAAUGGCGUGGUCACUUUUGACUGCAGAAACAGAAACUGGUACAUACAGGCAGCCACUUCUCCUAAAGACGUGAUCAUCGUAGUGGAUGUCAGUGGCAGCAUGAAGGGCCUCAGACUGACCAUAGCCAAACACACAAUUAACACCAUCCUAGACACACUGGGAGAAAAUGACUUUGUUAACAUCAUCGCUUACAGUGACUAUGUUCGAUACUUGGAGCCCUGUUUCCAAGGCAUUCUAGUCCAAGCUGAUCUGGAUAACAGAGAGCAUUUUAAACUUUUAGUGGAUGAGAUCCAUGUGAAGGGAGAGGGCAAAGUGAAAAAUGCAAUGAAAGAAUCUUUCAAGGUCCUGAACGAGGCUGCUACACUGGGACAGGGCAGCUUGUGUAACCAGGUCAUCAUGCUGAUAACUGAUGGCGCCAUGGAGGACUUCAAGGAUGUUUUCGAAGAGUUUAACUGGCCAGAACGGCGGGUUCGGGUGUUCACUUACCUCAUUGGACGUGAGAUGACAUUUGCUGAAAAUGUGAAAUGGAUUGCCUGCAAUAACAAAGGGUACUACACACACGUGUCGACACUGGCAGAUGUGCAGGAAAAUGUGAUGGAGUACCUCCACGUUCUGAGCCGGCCGAUGGUGAUCAACCAUGACCAUGAUAUCAUCUGGACAGAGGCAUAUAUGGACAGUGUGCUCCCCAAUAAAGACGAGCUCUUCAACACUCAGGCACAGAGUUUGCUCCUGAUGACAUCAGUAGCCAUGCCGGUUUUCAGCAAGAAGGAAGAGACUUUAUCACAUGGGAUUUUGCUGGGAGUGGUAGGAACAGAUGUGGCCCUGAGAGAACUGAUGAGAUUGGCAACAAGAUACAAGCUUGGUAUCCAUGGUUAUGCCUUCCUCAUCACCAAUAAUGGCUACAUCCUGUCUCAUCCAGAGCUUCGACCUUUGUAUAAAGAAGGAAAGAAACUAAAGCCCAAACCCAACUACAACAGUGUUGAUCUGGUGGAAGUGGAAUGGGAAGACACUGAGGAGAAGCUGAGAACAGCUAUGGUCAAAGGAGAAACUGGAACAAUAUCUUUGGACGUGCGGUCUUCGGUGGAUAAAGGAAGAAGAGUGGUCUUUUUGAAAAAUGAUUACUUUUAUACUGUCAUCAAUGAGACACCAUUCAGCUUAGGAAUAGUGCUAAGCAGAGGGUAUGGACAGUAUAUGUUCACAGGAAAUGUCUCAGUUGAAGAAGGUCUCCAUGACUUACUGACACCAGAUCUGACUGUAGCCAAUGAGUGGACCUACUGUGAGACGGAUCUCAACCCAGCUCAUCGUAAGCUCUCCCAGCUGCAGGCCAUUACAAAAUACCUCACAGGCAAAGAAGCAAAUCUGAAAUGUGACGAGUUGUUGCUGCAACAUACUCUGUUCGAUGCCGUGGUUACAGCACCUAUGGAAGCCUAUUGGACCGCCCUGAUGCUCAACACAUCUGGUAUGGAUGAUGGUAUUGAGACAGCUUUUCUAGGAACCCGUUCGGGCCUGUUGAGAGUCUUGAAGUACUCGGGUGUUGAGAAAAGAGUUGGCAAGUCUUUCCUGACCUCCACAGACAAGGAGAAUAUGUUCACACUGGAUCACUUCCCAGUGUGGUACCGCAGAGCAGCUGAGUUCUCAGCUGGGCAGUUUUUGUACUACAUGCCCAGACAGGACAUGAGAGCAGGAAGGAUUCUGAUUGCCUCCACUGCUGUUACUGUGACGGUGGGCAAGAAAACCGCCAUCGCUGGAG